AUGUCUACCAGUGAGAGUGUUGCUUUCGACCGUGCUGCUGUUGAUCCAAGAUGGGACAAACUCUUCCGGGAGAUCGAAAUGAAGUUUCAAAAAUCCAACAUACUGCAACACAAAUGGUAUCUUACGACACUCGGCGCCAUUAUCCCAAGCUCACAGCCCGAAAUGACCAGUCAGUUAUACUUGUACUUACUCAGCCAGCCAAUGUAUUCGACACAACAAGAACGGAGAGCCCUUACACUUCGCUUCCACGAAGGGAUCUUCAAGACACUGGCCUUACUGGGCGUACCUAAGCCGGCCGAGGCGAUCAUCUCGAUCUCCACCCUGGAGCCAGAGGACAACAUAGAUCUGCCGGUUAGUCGGGAGUCAUGGCAAUCCGGUCCAGAGAACCACACACAGGGGAUGGAAUGGCUGGAGAAAAUUUACGCUCAGAAUACACCUGGUUUAUUGAAGUUGUUCAGGAAGCACCAAGAUUUUGCGAAUGCAUUGUGUGAUAUUUCAUACGGAUUGUACUUGUCUGAUCGCCAGAUCUUGGAUGACGUGGACACGGAGCUUAUCGCCUUGUCUGCGGUUAUGGGUCAAGAUCUUCCCCGAAUGACAUACUGGCAUAUGAGGGGCUGUCGAAGAGUAGGAAUCUCCAAAGAUGAUGUUCAGAUGCUCUGCGGGUGUGUGCAUGCUGUCGCCAAUCUCUGUGGGACCGAAUUGAAUCGGGUGCGCGAGGUACAAGUGUUGGAGGAAGAGGUGUAA
Molecule: messenger RNA, 744 nt
Organism: Penicillium diatomitis
Lineage: Eukaryota; Fungi; Ascomycota; Eurotiomycetes; Eurotiales; Aspergillaceae
Exons: 1
Coding region: 1-744 (247 amino acids)
Source: RefSeq, a predicted model, not a curated record